This is a messenger RNA of Cotesia glomerata, 1732 nucleotides long. RefSeq names its product eukaryotic translation initiation factor eIF1 (gene eIF1). Lineage: Eukaryota; Metazoa; Arthropoda; Insecta; Hymenoptera; Braconidae. The transcript has 3 exons. Gene Ontology annotation, biological process: translational initiation. Gene Ontology annotation, cellular component: eukaryotic 43S preinitiation complex. The record is from RefSeq and is a predicted model, not a curated record. Gene Ontology annotation, molecular function: ribosomal small subunit binding; translation initiation factor activity; RNA binding. Bases 386 to 718 code for a protein of 110 amino acids.
UCAGACUUGAAAGAGGAAAAGAGUAAGAGUGAGAAAGAAUAUAAAGUGGACUUUAGUACAUCCUACUCACAGAUACAUUUUUAAUGUUUUACAACCAAUAACCUGUCUGUAGUUGUAGUUGUGGUACCACUACACACCAUCAAAAUCAUACCAUCAUCCUCAUUAUCGUUUGGAUUUACCGUCGUUGAUCGUUGUGUCGUUGUCGUCGUGCUAGUCGCCAUCGUCAUCAUUUAUAGUUAAUUAAAAAAAAUUUAAAGGCUCUGUUCUACGGCACAUUAAUAUUUUUUUCAAUAAUACAAACUAGUAUCCUUGUCAAAUAAAAAAAAACUAUUUGUAAUUGCAAUUUGCAGUCGUAUAACUACGAGGGAUCUAUUUUGUUUGUCGUAUGUCCAUCCAGAAUCUUAACACAUUCGACCCCUUUGCAGAUGCAAACAAGGGUACUGAUGAUGAUGUCCAAGACGGUCUCGUGCAUAUAAGAAUCCAACAACGAAAUGGUCGUAAGACCUUAACAACUGUACAAGGACUAUCGUCGGAAUAUGACUUGAAAAAAAUAGUUCGAGCAUGUAAAAAGGAGUUUGCGUGCAAUGGGACUGUAGUAGAUCACCCAGAGUACGGGGAGGUGCUCCAAUUGCAGGGUGAUCAACGUGAAAAUAUAUGCCAGUGGUUAACCAAAGCAGGUUUGGCAAAGCCUGACCAGCUUAAAGUUCACGGUUUUUAAAAAAAUUUUAAAAACAACCACAACAACAACAACACCAACAUCGUCAUCAAGCUACAAGAGGAGCAGCAGCAGCAGCAGCAGGCCAAUUCCAUGUCACCACGUUUAAAAAUAUUCAAUGUCAUUACCACCUAAUAAUCAUCUUAAAUUAUCUGUAUCAUUUGAUUCUAUUACUUGUUGAUAUUUGCUGGUCUGUUAUGAUCAACUAUACGCAUACGACAAAUAUAUAUUUAAAUAUAUUUCAAUAAAUGAAAAAAAAAACGUUAAAAAAAAUAAUAAAUAAAUAAUUAAACUAAAUAAAUAAAAUAAAAUAAAAUAACGGAUAUCAGUAUAGACAGCGGUAAUUUAUGUAAUCCGAACACUUUUUGUAAGACAUUAUAGGAAGCAAUACUUUUAACAGCCUUAUGCUAGAUAAUCCGAGUAACACUUGAAUUAUCGCUAUUUUCAAUUAAAAUAUUUAACAAAAACAUAUUUAAAAUAAUUAGCUGUAAUUAGAUGAAUUUUUGAGAUUAUUGUACAAGCGGUAGAUACAGGUAGCUACGGAUGCUUUUAAUUUUUGAUGAUAGUUAAUAUGUAUCUCGGCGCUAUUGACGUCUUCAGAGAAGAUAUUUUCAUCUUUAAACAAAAUUAUUAAAAAAAUGAAAGGAAAACUAGCUUAAGCUUUAACCGGCUUUCAUCUUUUUAAAAAAUUUUUUUUAGAUUUAUUAUCAACUCACUCAUUCACUAAUUUUAUUUUUAAAUAAAUUCCCGAGAAGAAAUAAAUUAUUCUAGAUUUAUUUAUAAAUAAAAAUAUAAACUCAAAUUUUUUCUAUAAUAAUAAUAAUAAUCAAUAUUUGAGUCUAGUUUUUCCAACUUAAAAAAAUACAUUUUUUUUUUAACUCUGCUUUAAAGCCAGUGAUAGUCGCCGUCACUUUUCUUCUUUUAUAUUUUGUUUGUUUUAUAUUUUUUUGUUUUAACUGAGAUGAAAUACGUAACUAAAUGUUCUUAGAUAAAUAAAUUUGAAUUCAUUUUCCUCAA